Messenger RNA from Hibiscus syriacus, 456 nucleotides. RefSeq lists its product as uncharacterized. NCBI's taxonomy places the organism in Eukaryota, Viridiplantae, Streptophyta, Magnoliopsida, Malvales, Malvaceae. The coding region runs from base 1 to 456 and encodes 151 amino acids. The transcript is spliced from 2 exons. The record is from RefSeq and is a predicted model, not a curated record.
AUGGUCAAUAAAAUUGCAGAUUGUUACCAUCCCAAGACUGCUAGGAUUUUCUUCAAGCUUCGCCUCUUCCACCACGAUCGAUAUGCUAAACUGAAGAGAAGAGGGCAAACCCAGAUUCGAUCUUCAGUUUUUUCCAAGAUUGAUGAUGAUGAAAACCAGAACUCGAAUUUAUCGACUCCUCCGAAUCAGCAAGCUAAGUCUUUGAAAGUGGGGGUCAAGUCGAGCAGUGAAAGGAAGAAACCAAUGAUGACGGAUGACAUCUCCCAGCCCCAGAUGAUGAGAUGCGGCGGCUUAAAACUACUGUUCUCUAGGUAUUUGUUUGCUGGUAGGGAUAUACUGAGUCAUAUAAGCGAGUUUUGCAACGAGUUGAAGAAAUUGGCUACCAGGGCAAAGGAGAGAGAAAUUGAGGAAGCUGAAGAGGCAGUGGUGGAGAAAGAGAGGAAGCCAUUGCUCUAA